AUGGGCACGUCCUCUAGUUGGUCAUUUGGUCGUCGUGUACUGGAAAUGACCCAUGCAACACUGACUGGAGAGUCGCUUUUGCCUGAUAUCAACUCCCAACUCUUUGAUGGCCAUGUAUAUGACCUCAAUUGGGAUGGUAAUAAGGCCAAUUAUCAAGAUAUCUUCGAUGUCUCGAAUUUGCCGACUGCAGACUUUGCCAAAUACCUCAUCAGUUCUGUCAAAUUCCAUUGUGGGCAAUUGUUUUAUCUCUUUGAGGAAGCUACAUUCAUGGAAAGACUGGAAAUCUUCUACCGAAACCCAGCGAAGGAAGCUCAGACUUCUCCUUUAUGGUUCUGUCAUUUUCUUCUAAUUCUUGCUUUCGGAAAGAUGUUUGUCAUCCAGUCAUCUAGGAAGCGCGGUCCUGCUGGGAUAGAACACUUCCUUCAGGCUAUGCAAUGCAUGCCGGAUUUCAAUUUCUUCAAAGCAGAUCCGAUCGAAAAAAUCCAAGUCAUGUGCUGCGGCGCAUUAUAUUUGCAUUCCAUCCAUCACCGAAUGCCAGCUUAUCGCAUGAUCGGUACCGGACUCCGACUAGCUCUGGAGGAUGGCAUGUACACUGAAAUGCGCAGUAGCUGUCUUGAUGAAGAUUAUGUGCAGCGAUGUAACCUUGUUUGGUGGACAGUUUACAUCCUGGAACGUCGGAUGACAUCUCUGCUGGGAUUGCCAAUCGGUAUUUCAGAAGAGAGCAUAACUGCUCCGUACCCUUCCAUUCCGACACGAGCUCAGAGCCCGAAUGUCAUGGAGAUGCAAGUCAUUUUAUGCCAAGUAUUGGCAAAAGUGGACGCGACUGUCUAUGGCACCGAAGGCAAACUGGACAGUCGCUAUCUGAGUGCCACUCAGUCAGUUCUCCGAGAUAUUGCUAAAGUCACACAGAGACUGAAUAACUCGUUUGAUUUGUACACAAACGGAUCCAUGAGCGGUACCUCUCGCAUUUCAGCACACCUACACAUCUUGGAACAUCAGUGUAUCAUUUUAACUACACGACCCCUACUAUACAUAUUCCUACAGUCCAAACUGGGCCAGUCUGAUCCUGCUUUGAUGACAUGGCUCAAGUCCGAGACUGUCAAGACCCUUUUACACAUCUGCGUCGAGUCAGCACAACAGAUUCUAAGAAUUCUGUCAAGCCUAUUAGAGCAAGGAAUUCUAGGUAUGUUAAUUGAUAAAUCUACUACCUCGGAGUUAUUUGUGCUAACUUACGAAGAACACUUUCUACCCUUCGACAUGGAUGCGGCAUCCACGUCUACAAUAUCUCUUCUAAUAGCCGCCGCGAUUGAUUCCUCUCUCCUUCGAGAUCAUUCGCCGUGGUCACAGCGUGCCCAUAAAAUAUUGGAUCAGAUGGUACAACGUGGCAAUCACGCGGCUAAAUUGGUUCAGUCGGAGUUGAAGCAAUUGGACGGCGAACUAGCUCAAUUGGCAAUGAAAGAAGGUGUGGAAACAGCCCUAACGAGAGAAGCCUAUCAUCAGUCGACAGGAUUGGGUCAGUUUGUAGAGGCUGUCCCCCUGGUCACAGGUAGUGAGCAGAGUCCUUUGGAAGUGGAGUUGGAUGAAGGCUUUGGGCAACACUACGAACUGAGCCCGAAUCAGAUGAUGGACCUGGCUAACUCUUUAGAUCUCAACAGCCUGAGCUGGCCGCUUUCUUCUAUUCAUGAUAUGUCUGGUCUUGGGAUCUGA
Penicillium salamii is the source of this 1707-nucleotide messenger RNA. The record is from the annotation of a GenBank genome assembly. Lineage: Eukaryota; Fungi; Ascomycota; Eurotiomycetes; Eurotiales; Aspergillaceae.